AUGCUCGACGUCGCCUCCAUUGGCGUGGCCAAGCUCUCGCUCGCCGGCGGCGGCCUCUCGCUCCCCAGCUACUCCGACUCCGCCAUGGUCACCUACGUGCUUCAAGAUUCGAAUUUCGGAUUUCCCAUCCUUUGUCAAGUCCUGAAGAGCAAAGAUGCUAGUUAUGGUUCAGAGAAGGCACUUCUUGAUGAAUUGCAGGCACUAGACGAGCAUCUGAAAGCUCAUGGUCCCUACAUCAACGCGGAGAAUGUAUCAGCUGUAGAUCUUAGCCUGGGGCCGAAGCUCUUCCACCUCCAGGUUGCACUGGAGCAUUUCAAGGGCUGGAAGAUCCCAGAAAACCUAACCAGCAUCCAUGCAUACACCAAGGCACUUUUCAGCCGCGAAUCUUUUGUGAAGACUAAGCCAGCCAAGGAGCACCUGAUUGUGGGAUGGGCACCCAAGGUGAACGCGGAAGCGCCCAUCCCCCUUGUGCUUUGGUGCUACCUUGUGGACCCCAUGCGUUUAUCUGAUCAGUCGCUAUCAGUGGUGUGGGUAGGCGUAGCGUCUGUAGUUUGA
Molecule: messenger RNA, 555 nt
Organism: Panicum virgatum (switchgrass)
Lineage: Eukaryota; Viridiplantae; Streptophyta; Magnoliopsida; Poales; Poaceae
Product: probable glutathione S-transferase DHAR1, cytosolic
Exons: 6
Coding region: 1-555 (184 amino acids)
Biological process (GO): cellular oxidant detoxification; protein glutathionylation; ascorbate glutathione cycle
Molecular function (GO): glutathione dehydrogenase (ascorbate) activity
Source: RefSeq, a predicted model, not a curated record